AUUGAUAAUUUUCCGCAAGUGAAAGUUUGUGCUGUUAACUUUAUAUAUUGUACACAAUAGUUUGAAAUAAUGUUAUCACGAUUUUCUUCUUUACGAUCAAUAUUUAAAAUAGAAAAUGUAUUGUUAUAUCGAAAAUACAGUUCCCAAAAUAAUAUUAAUUUGUCGGAUCCAGCAGUUCAAACAUUUCUUAAAAGUUUAAUGGUUGAACAUGACAAUUUACAUAUAAAAUCUCGACGAACGAUGGAAGAGGCAAAACGACUUCACGAAAUAAAACCAAUAGUGAAUGUACUUGAUCAAAGGAUUGCCUUGUUCGACAGUAUCGAGUCUCUAAAAGAACUAAAUAAACGAGAUGCUCAAGAUGAUGAAAUGAAAAAAUUAAUUAAAGAAGAGGCUCAAUUGUAUUUGAUGCGUGUCAAAGAAAUAGACAACGAGUUGCAAUCAAUACUGCUAGAACCUUAUUUGACAGAAGGAGGUGUGAUGGUGGAAGUUGUAGCUGGUGCAGGUGGACAAGAAGCUAUGUUAUUCGCCAGAGAACUAUUCGCUCUAUAUGAAUCUUAUGCCAAUUACAAGGAUUGGGAGGUUAAUAUAGCAUCUUUAGAGCCAUCUGAUAUUGGUGGUAUACGAAAAGGAUCAAUGCUAAUCAAUGGUUACGGUGCCCCUGAAUUAAUGAGGAUGGAGGCAGGAGUUCAUCGUGUUCAAAGGAUUCCAGUAACUGAAAAAGGAGGUCGCAUACAUACAAGUACUGUAUCAGUUGCGGUCCUUCCGCAGCCUACUGAGGUUGAACUGGAUAUUCCUGAUCGUGAUUUAACAAUAGAAACAAAGAGAGCGAGUGGUGCUGGUGGUCAGCAUGUUAACACAACUGACAGUGCUGUCAGAAUUCUGCACAUACCAACCGGAACAGUUGUUGAAUGUCAAGAAGGGAGAUCUCAAAUUAAAAACAAACAGAUUGCACUACAGAAAUUAAGGACAUUGUUACUACAAAAGCAGUUAGAAGAGCAGUCCAGUAAAAUUAAUUCUGAACGCAAAUCACAGGUUGGUUCAAUGAAUAGAAAUGAGAAAAUAAGGACAUAUAACUACCCACAAGAUCGUGUCACGGAGCAUAGAGAUGGUGGUGGAAGUCUUCAUAAUCUGAAGGGUUUCAUGGAAGGUGGAGAACCAUUGGAGCAAUUACAGACAUCGCUGCUCAGACAUCAAAGAUACCAAAUAAUUAUGUCUGAAAUUAAUGACUUUAUCAAUCGACAAAAACAAGAGUCUUCAGAUAAUAAUUAAAAAAUAUUUAU
Molecule: messenger RNA, 1280 nt
Organism: Papilio machaon (common yellow swallowtail)
Lineage: Eukaryota; Metazoa; Arthropoda; Insecta; Lepidoptera; Papilionidae
Gene: mRF1
Product: peptide chain release factor 1-like, mitochondrial
Exons: 2
Coding region: 70-1269 (399 amino acids)
Biological process (GO): translational termination
Molecular function (GO): translation release factor activity
Source: RefSeq, a predicted model, not a curated record